This is a messenger RNA of Triticum urartu, 512 nucleotides long. RefSeq lists its product as uncharacterized. NCBI's taxonomy places the organism in Eukaryota, Viridiplantae, Streptophyta, Magnoliopsida, Poales, Poaceae. The record is from RefSeq and is a predicted model, not a curated record.
ACCCACCCACUAUUUACACAGCAACAGCUACCGCACUCCGCACGUACACGCAAGAACUGAAACUUGGUGCCAUGGCAAGGCUCUUUGCUGUGUGCUUGGUUCUGCUCGCCUUCACCAUGGCCGUGGCGGCAGAUAUGGCGCCGAUGAUGGCCCCGAUGGCGGCAGAUAUGGCGCCGAUGAUGGCCCCGAUGGCGGCAGAUAUGGCGCCGAUGAUGGCCCCGAUGGCGGCGCCGGCGGCCGACGCGGCCGACUGCAACAGCGACCUGCAGGACCUGGUUGCCAACUGCCAGAACUACGUCAUGUUCCCGGCCGAGCCGAAGAUACCGCCGUCGCCGGCCUGCUGCGCCGUGAUCCAGAGGGCGGACAUGCCGUGCCUGUGCGCCAAGGUCACCCCGGCGAUCGAGAAGGUCGUCUGCAUGGACAAGGUCGUGUUCGUCGCCAAAUACUGCAAGAGGCCCUUGCAGCCUGGCUCCAACUGCGGAAGCUACCCCGUUCCUGGUGCGUUCGUGUAG